AUGAGUGAAUCAUCGUUCCACCUAAUAUCAGAAAAAUGUGACAUUCUCUCAAUUCUCCGGGACCAUCCUGAAAACAGGAUUUACCAGAGGAAGAUCCAGGAGCUCAGCAAAAGGUUCUCCGCCAUCCGCAAGACCAAGGGGGACGGGAACUGCUUCUACCGGGCUCUGGGCUACUCCUACCUGGAGUCGCUGCUGGGGAAGAGCAGAGAGGUCCUCAAGUUCAAAGAGCGUGUACUGCAGACCCCACAUGACCUCCUGGCUGCCGGCUUUGAGGAGCACAAGUUCCGAAACUUCUUCAAUGCUUUCUACAGCGUGGUGGAGCUGGUGGAGAAGGACGGCUCGGUGGCCAGCCUGCUGAAGGUGUUCAACGACCAGAGCGCCUCCGACGGGAUCGUGCAGUUCCUGCGCCUGCUCACCUCCGCCUUCAUCAGGACCCGCGCAGACUUCUUCCGGCACUUCGUCGACGAGGAGAUGGACAUCAAGGACUUCUGCACUCACGAAGUGGAGCCCAUGGCCAUGGAGUGUGACCACAUCCAGAUCACGGCCCUGUCCCAGGCGCUGAACAUCGCCCUGCAGGUGGAGUACGUGGACGAGAUGGACACGGCCCUGAACCACCACGUGUUCCCCGAGGCUGCCACCCCUUCCGUUUACCUGCUCUAUAAAACUUCCCACUACAACAUCCUCUAUGCAGCCGAUAAACGUGAUUAA
Molecule: messenger RNA, 708 nt
Organism: Pipistrellus nathusii (Nathusius's pipistrelle)
Lineage: Eukaryota; Metazoa; Chordata; Mammalia; Chiroptera; Vespertilionidae
Source: the annotation of a GenBank genome assembly